CUCUCAUUGACAUUUCAACUCCACGACGGAUCCAAAGGUAGAUAGAUUUUAAUCGGGACCUAUAAGUUUCUGUCGCUGCGGCGCGCGGAGGAGAGAUCCGGGGAAGGGAAGAAGGCGAAUUUAUGCGCACAGGAUACUGGUCAGACACGUCUACUGCCUUUUCAUCCGGGAUAUCCCCUCCGUCUACGCCGAAGACCACUGGAAACUAAUUUUUCCUCUUCUAAACUUCCCGAGAGAGACUGAUCCUGGUCAGCUUUUUUUUUUUCUCUCUUUCUGUGUGGAGAACUAGGCUGUAGCCUGCAGUUUGCCAAGGACUUUGACAACGACGCAGGAUGCCCCAAAAAGGGAGACAUUAAGUAGUGAAAACGGCAGAUGAUUGACUAAAUUGUUAUAGAGUGGACAGUCAACUCUGUUUCCAGGCAAGUUUAAUUAAAAUACAUACAUACACUCAGGAUGUUAAAAUUCAUGAUGCAUCUAUAAUGUUUAAGCACCAGAUCCGCAAAUGAAAUUCAAAUCGAACGAGAUGAGAACCUUUAUUUUUUUCUUAAAAAAAAAAAAAAAAAAAAGAAAUGUUGCAAAUAAUUUGACAGUAGCCUUAAGGGAAAAAAAGAUCUGUACACUAGGUUUAUGAUUUGAUGCUAACCAGCUUUGUUAUUUCCUUGUGAUGCUUAGAAUACCACAACCAAGCCACGUGGGAGUCUGGCGUAGCCUCAAUGAUGCAGAACAAGGUGUAUGACAUCUGUGAUGAAGGUCACAGUGGCGUAAACCAGCUUGGUGGUGUGUUUGUUAAUGGUAGACCGCUGCCGGAUUCCACCAGGCAGAAAAUAGUUGAACUUGCUCACAGUGGUGCUCGACCCUGCGACAUCUCCAGGAUACUGCAGACCCAUGAUGAAGUCCAAGUGCUGGACAGUGACAAGGUAUCCAACGGCUGCGUGAGCAAGAUCCUGGGCAGAUACUAUGAAACUGGCUCCAUAAGACCGAGGGCAAUAGGCGGCAGCAAGCCCAGGGUCGCCACUCCAGAGGUGGUCGCGAAAAUCGCGCAGUACAAGCGGGAGUGUCCGUCUAUCUUCGCGUGGGAGAUCCGUGACAGACUUCUGUCGGAGGGGAUCUGCACCAACGACAAUAUACCCAGUGUGUCAUCGAUAAACAGAGUCCUCCGCAACCUGGCUAGUGAAAAGCAACAGAUGGGCGCAGAUGGCAUGUAUGACAAGCUGAGAAUGCUCAACGGUCAGACAGGAACUUGGGGGACCCGGCCCGGCUGGUACCCCGGAACAUCAGUGCCAGGGCAGCCCAACCAAGAUGGCUGCCAACAACAGGACGGUGCAGGAGAAAACACAAAUUCCAUCAGCUCGAACGGCGAGGAUUCAGAGGAGACACAGAUGCGACUGCAGCUCAAGAGGAAACUACAGAGAAACCGCACGUCCUUCACACAGGAGCAAAUCGAAGCUCUGGAAAAAGAAUUUGAAAGAACUCAUUAUCCCGAUGUUUUCGCGCGAGAGAGACUAGCAGCGAAAAUCGACCUGCCCGAAGCAAGAAUACAAGUAUGGUUUUCAAAUAGGAGAGCAAAGUGGAGGCGAGAGGAGAAGCUGCGGAACCAGCGCCGGCAGGCCAACAACUCCUCCAGUCACAUUCCCAUCAGCAGCAGCUUCAGCACCAGCGUCUACCAGGCCAUCCCGCAGCCCACUACACCGGUGUCUUUCACCUCGGGGUCAAUGCUGGGUAGACCUGACUCUGCACUCACAAACACCUACAGUGCGCUGCCCCCCAUGCCCAGCUUCACCAUGGCAAACAAUCUACCUAUGCAACCCAGCCAGACCUCCUCUUAUUCCUGCAUGCUGCCUACCAGUCCGCCUGUGAACGGGCGGAGCUACGAAACAUACACGCCCCCUCAUAUGCAGGCACAUAUGAACAGCCAAUCAAUGACCACUUCUGGUACCACCUCAACAGGACUCAUCUCUCCUGGAGUGUCUGUCCCUGUCCAAGUCCCAGGGAGCGAGCCUGACAUGUCUCAGUACUGGUCAAGACUACAGUAGAGAGAAGAGCUACUUCACCCUGUAACCACCCACUCCACCAUCGCCCUCCGGCAGUGCUCCUCACACUUACACGGCACAGGAGAGUAGAGAAGGCGAGAGCGGGUUGAGAAGAAGCAAAGGACAAGAGGAGGAGAAGAGAGGAGGAACGAAAGAAAGAAAGAAAGAGAGAGACUCUGGGAGAGCCUUGGGACGUCUGGGCUUUGUUUUUCCAGUGGGACUGUGUGCUGUUCUGUAGCUCUAGGCACAUUCAAAUGAGGACUUGGAAGAGAGAACAACAAUGGAAAGACAGAAAAAAAUGGACCUCUGUAAAGUGCCCGGUGUUAAAUUUUUAUGGAACAAAAACUUAUCUGUUUUUUUUUUUUCUAUUUCCAACUUCAGUCAUUGUUUCCUUUUUUCUCUGGUGUGUUAGUAAAUGGCCAUUUGUAUGUUAAUAUGAAAAACCAAGAUCAAGUACUGAUAGAUGGACUGCUAGAAAACCAUGUUGGUCUUGCGUUUGUUUGCGAGGAGAACCUGAGAGAUUCUGCCAUGACUAUCUUUUAAUCUGCUUAUAUCGAGACUUUCUACCAGCCUUUGCAUGGUCUCUGGACGCUGUUGCAUAUCAUUAAAGACGAAAAGCUGGAGGGAAGACUCUUACUGUGUCAAAAAAAAAAAGAAAAAAAAUAUUUAUUGGUCUUAUUUCUUACGAAUGGAUAUUUAGCAGAGGAAACUCAAACUUGAUCCAUCCACUGAGGCUGUGGUCUUGACUCCUCUGACAUGACGUUUGCUGGCUUAUUAGGCACGGAUCACUAUCAACAGCUCAAAGUGCGCAAAGACGGUGCGGCAUGCAACACAACUUGGACCUCUUGCUUCGGUGGUUGGAUUGACUCUAGAUUACCACGAAGAACAUUAAAUGUGGAAAACAGGUGUAAAAGAAAACCUGUAGUCUGUAAAUGGUAGACUGCGUCUUCGAUAUAAUCCAGUUUGUUUAUGUCAAAAUGUAAAGUACUUGUCUUCCCUAGAAAUCUUCCAGAAAGAUUUCUCCAAUAAAAGUUGAUUUCAUUUAUA
Messenger RNA from Seriola aureovittata, 3077 nucleotides. RefSeq names its product paired box 6b (gene pax6b). NCBI's taxonomy places the organism in Eukaryota, Metazoa, Chordata, Actinopteri, Carangiformes, Carangidae. Gene Ontology annotation, biological process: anatomical structure development; regulation of transcription by RNA polymerase II. The record is from RefSeq and is a predicted model, not a curated record. The coding region runs from base 714 to 2033 and encodes 439 amino acids. The transcript has 14 exons. Gene Ontology annotation, molecular function: RNA polymerase II cis-regulatory region sequence-specific DNA binding; DNA-binding transcription factor activity, RNA polymerase II-specific.